AAAAAAAAAAAAGCCAUCAACCCUCCAGCGCCUUCCCAAUCAGCGCCUUUGCCCGCUCGCUCAGGUCCAUCUGCAGCGCCAGCGCGCGGCCCUCGGCGCUCAUCUUGGCCCACGUCUUCCUCAGGAUCCCGACCACCUUGUCCUCGUCGAGCUCGGGCUUGCUCUCGAACCCGUCGAACUGGUCGUCGAGGAAGACGAGGCAGGCCACGUCCUCGAGCGCCUGCGCCUCGCCGUCGCUGCCCAGGUUCUCCUUGCGGAUCAGCGCCGCCACCCGGUCCACGUCGGCCGGCGAGAUGGCCCCGCCGCCGCCGCCGCCGCCGUCGCCCGAGGACGCCGACAGCAACUCGGCCACCUGGGCCGCUGCCUGCGCCUUGAGCUUGGCCCUCCACGUGAGAUAUCCAGCUCUGGUCAUGGGGUAGCUGCUUCGGGGUAUUUCCCACCUAGGAAUCACGGGCCGGGGACGCGCUGUGUGUCAACUCUCCCCUUUGUUCCUUGCGUCUCUCCCUCCCCCUGGCACCAGAGCAACACGCACCGUCUAAAGUGCUGGGCGCGGCAGGCCAGCUGCAGGACAGGGGAUGCGCCGGGGCUCCUCACGGCCAGCCAGCGCGUCAUUUUGCGGGCGUAGUGCAGCUCGUACGGCACCCGCUCGCCCUCGGCCCCGACCCGCGCCUCGGCCGUCCUUGGGUCGAGCGCGUGGGCCUCGUCGAUGAGCAACAUGGCGGCGCCAUAGUUAGCGGGCAGUUCUGGUAGCGUUGCCAUUGGUCUUGUGUAGUUUUCUGCCGGACGUGUCCUAGGCAGAUGCCUAGGUAGCUAGGUGGUUCGGUAGGCUGGCGGGUGUUGGAUAGUGGCGGGUGUUGUGUUUGUUCCAGCUCCCAAAUCCGAAAACCCGUCAAUCUCUCCCUCACCUUUGUCACCGGACGAACGAGAUUUAUGAGUCAGCAAAUCACAUUGUGACAUGUGAUUGGUCGUGUCUAGAACCUACUACACCCAGGCGCUUUGUCUGUUUUUAUAUUGGCACAACCGUGUAUUUCCACUCUUGUCUUUGAGCUUCUGUUUCUAUGCAACGGCUUUGAUGUAUGUGUCUAGGACAAGACGGACAUUAGCUAGAUACUAGCCUAACUGGUUGUAUAUGUGCUGUUGUCGCUACUGAAGUUAAUUGAUCUAUCUUGCCAUCACCAGGUCUCUUCCGAGACACAGUCACCGAUAUGGAGCACUCCAAGUUUGCCGUGCGAGCAAUCGUGGACCUUUUCCCGGCGUGACCUUCCUCUCACAUUGCGCUCAGAGAAUUCUCCCGACUUCCGUCUUUGCCGUGCUCUUUUGAACACUCACCCUUCUGCAUCCUGCACAAACAUCUGGUGCCCUCUCUACCUUCUUUGGCAUGCUUUCUCUCUUCUGGCGCAUAUCUACUACCAACCAGGAAGACGAGCCCUUCAUUUGCCAAUAGCACAUCCCCGAACGACGCGAAUCCAGGAUCCUGGCAGCCAUGGGCGCCGGAAAGAACGGAGCCGGGUACAAGCUCCAUCUGACCAACGCCUUCAUUCCGGGCAGCCCGCUGGUGGUUGCGACGUCGUCGUUGUCGCCACGCCCGUUGGCACCUGCCGAAACCCCGGGCAGCAUGGUCGCCAACGAUUCUGGGAGCAGCGAGACGGACGAGACCGACACCACCGACUCCAGCGGCGACGUCACCGACUCGGCCGGGCAGGUCGAGUGUCUCAGGAAGGCCGGCAAGAAGCUGGCAGGAACGCACAGCAGGGGAGGGCAGAAGGAGCCCGUCUGCUGCAAGAAGAAGGCAGCGGGCGCGCUCAAGGCCUCGGCCGACGAGACCGAUGCCGGCUACAAAGCCGACUGCAACGAGGACUCUGAAGCCUCGACCUCGCAGGACGAGACCACAGAGACCGAGUCGAGUGGCGAGGAGGUCUCUUCGAGCGAAGCUGCUGCCGAUGCCGCUGUCGAAUCCGCCGCAGACCCAUCAACCGAGGACGCUUCCACCGAUGAUGCGAGCAAGGAAGAUUCGUCGACCGAGGCGGUUGUCCAAGGCGAGCAGUCCGCCGGCGACGACGACUCAACCAAUGAGGACGCCACGACCACUGAGGGGGCCACCGAUAGUCAGCCCGAGGCACCACCUGCUGCGGAACCCACCCAGGCCCCGGCCCCAUCGGCCGCCGCCCCGGGCGACUGGACCCCGUCUCAGGACGCGGCCCUGCGCGCCAUGAAGGAGGGCGGCGAGACGUGGGCCGUCAUCGCGUCCGCCACCGGCCAGGGCAAGAACGCCUGCAAGGCUCGCUGGAAGCAGCUGAACGGCGGCGGCGGCGGCGGUGAGAAGAAGCCCCAUUCGCCAAAGGAGGCGGCCAAGAGCGCCGACACCAACAACAAAGACGGCGAGAAGGAACCGGCGGGCGAGGCGGCAGAAACCGACGACGAGAGCCCCUUCCCGCCACCCCCAGAAGAAGAAGAGGACAGCAACGUGGCGCCGGCCAACAACACGACGGCCAACGAGGCCGACAAUGACACCACGACCACGGCAGCAGCGGCGGCGGCGGGAUCCGAAAGCAAGAAGAGCAAAAAGGCCAAGAAGAAGGCCAAGCUCGAGCCCGAGGUCAAGAAGAAGAUGGAGAAGAACAGCAAGAAGAGGCACCACAAGACGCAGCAGCAACAAGAGCCCGAGAACGCCAAGCUCGGCCACGAGGUCGUCCUCGUCCAGACCGCCGACGAGGCCGACUCGGAGCCGUCGGCGGCACCACCACCUCCUCCCGCCCGCCGCGGCGGCGGCGACGACAGGGUCCGCAACUGGCUCGCCGUGCACGCGCCUCGAUAUCCGCCACCGCAUCAGCAGCAGCGACACCACCAGCAGCAGCAGCAGUGGCAACAGUCCUGGUCCGCACAGGACCGCGCGGUGCUCGAGGUCCUGGAGCGCAAGCGCCGCGUCGAGCGCUGGCUGGAGCUGCAGGCCGGCUUCUACAACGCCACCGGCCGCAUGGUGUCUGCCGAGGUGCUCAGGGCUCAGGUCGAGGAGCUGGAGCGCGCCGGCCAGAUGUAAGUGGGCAAUUGCGGGUUUUUUGUAUGUUUUUCUUUCCCGUCUCUUUUGCGCACUGCUUGCGCAGCCACGACGUUUUCACAUUGCUGGGUUUAUGGGGGGCCAUUCCCCGACAAGUGAGCAUGCGAGAUUUGUGACAUGUCGUUCUUCACUUGUCUGCCGGGCCUUGUCCGUCCAUUCUGAUCUAACUUCGUUGGCUUGCCGAUUCCCACCCGUGUUUCGCUUUCAUUUUGUAUUUCGCCUUGAUUCUGUAUCGCUAUGGAACUAUCCCAUGCAUAUUACCCUUGCCUUCGUG
Molecule: messenger RNA, 3329 nt
Organism: Gaeumannomyces tritici R3-111a-1
Lineage: Eukaryota; Fungi; Ascomycota; Sordariomycetes; Magnaporthales; Magnaporthaceae
Exons: 1
Coding region: 1484-3037 (517 amino acids)
Source: RefSeq, a predicted model, not a curated record